Molecule: messenger RNA, 2208 nt
Organism: Medioppia subpectinata
Lineage: Eukaryota; Metazoa; Arthropoda; Arachnida; Sarcoptiformes; Oppiidae
Source: the annotation of a GenBank genome assembly
GAGAAAAGUCGUGGCGAUUCCUUGCCUUAUGUGAUGCCUUACGGGUCUUCAGGUGACUCUCACACUCAUGAAGAUGUACUCUUGCAAAUGGGUGGACAACCCGUGCAGAGCUCACACCCGCCCCAAACUGGUGUUCCCGUAGGAGUACAAUCACAUUAUCACCAAUUAGGUGGUGACCAUCAUAUGCACCACACGCACCAUCAUAUGGCACCGCCGACCGGCCCUAAUGGCACUCAAACUCAAUCCAGUGCUUCGGAUACACAAUAUUUCCCACCGUUUUGUGAUACACAAAGAGGCACACUGUAUGGUUCGGAUGCAUCGAGUUAUUACUUAGACUCGGGUGACUGGAACGGACAGUCGAAUUACCACGCAUUCGGUCCGCCGCAGCCGCAAACGCCACAACCAGUACAGGCAUCUCCCGUCUCGUCGGUGUCGAGCGGAGGCGUGGGUACAGUUCCGACUCAUCCGACUCAGGCAUAUCUUCACGACAAUAUAUACGAAAACAGUCCAAUUAUCUCAAGUCUUCCUCCAAUGUCCUCAUUUCGCGCUCAAACGGGCCAAUCAGUAGCGCACCCGACAGUCUCGCCCUCAUCAGUGUUCGUGUCGCCGACCGGCACCGCCACCAGUGGGUCACCCAGUCUUACCACUCAGUCCGCCUCCGGUGAGGCGAUCGGUAAGGCAUUGGCAAGCAUUUACUCAAGUGGUUCGGGUGUCGCCAACGCUGACCACACGCCCAGCAGCUAUUCCGGAUCGGCCUCUUCGACGCCUGUCUCCUCUCCUCAGACAUGGCCCGCAAGACUGACCACAACCACCACUACUGCUUCAUUUGCCAAUACCACUGAUGCAACUGACGCUCAUUUGCAUACUUUGCAAUCGGCCCAUAUUGACGACCAGUUCGAAGAUGCCAUUCAUUUAUUGAGAGAUCACACGGAGCACUCGAGGGGUGUUAUGGGUGAACGUCUUGACGAUGCCAUUGAUAUACUACGCAAUCACGCGGAGGGAGCGCCCAAUUAUCUCACUUCAAAUCUAACUCAACUCGAGAGUCAUGUGCCAAGUCCUUCAAGUCUAGAAACAGGUCGCAGUGGAGUCACUGUUAACGUGAACGCCAGUCAAUUGAGGUGCGAUUCAGCGCCGCCUCCAUCGGGCGCCACAACCAGUAAGAAAGGCAAGGGAUCGACGCCUAACGCCAACGGCAGUAACAACGCUAACAGUCACGGGAAGGGUUCCAAGCGGUCCCGAUCUCGAUACAGUAGUUCUGGCGACGAAGACGACCCGCCGGAGAUCAAAGUCGAGCGCGAGAAAGAGCGCCGACAGGCCAACAAUGCUAGGGAACGAAUUCGUGUCCGCGAUAUAAACGAGGCGUUCAAAGAAUUGGGGCGAAUGGUUGUCAUUCAUCUGAAGUGCGAUAAAGCGCAGACCAAACUCAAUAUUCUUCAUCAAGCGGUCGAUGUAAUCACUAGUUUAGAGCAACAAGUUAGAGAGAGAAACCUGAACCCGAAGACGGCGUGUCUGAAGCGACGAGAAGAAGAGAAGUCGGAGGAGGCGUCGGGCGGAGGGGCGCCGAAGUUUGUCCAUCACAUGAACGCAAAUCAAACGAGUCCUAACAUAAACGCCAUAUCUAUAGACCCGAUGAGAAUAUCAACAAUUGUAUGAUUUGUUGCCUUACUGUUAGUUGUGUGGAGACAAUGCUAACCGUUUGCCUGUGCUGUCUGUCCCUCUAUCCCAUCAUAUAGGGUCCAUCCAUCACAUCUUCGAGUCAGACACAAUAAUAUUAAACUAAUUUGUAAAAUAAGAAUCGAUAAAAAGCAUAUUCAUUAUUAUUAUUAUUAAUUCAUAAACAAAAACCCAAUCCAAUGGUCGCCAAACUUGAAACCACAGUCCCUAACACUCGUACGGAUUAAUGUUAUAGUGAAUCCAUGUGUGAGUUGUGUCAAUAGGUGUCUGCGGUUUACAUCUCAAUCAUUGGUUCUAAUUGUUGAACUGAAAAACCGAUACAAGAAUUGAUAUUUAAAUUGAAUCGAUUGGAAAAACAUUUUCAAUGACAAAACAUAAUGCAAACUAAUUGGAAGACCGUUUGGCCAAACGUUUCAUUUAAUAUUAAAUCAUCGAAUAAUUAUUAAUUCUUUAUUAUUAUUAUUAAUUAUAAGUUAAUCCGCUCUCUAUUUCUCAGUCUCUGUUUCACUUGUUUUUAUUAUUAAUUUAAUUAAU